GUCUUGUGGAAAACACACACAAAUUCUGUGACAACUGACUUUAUUUGAAUUUCAAAUAAAAAAAAAUCUGACGUUUAAAGUGACGUAGAAUUUUAAUUUUAUAUAUUUAGAAUUCAAACAAUUUUGUUUUGUUUUUGUUAAGAAAAAAAAAAAGAAAACAUGUUUUCCAAAUUGACAACCAGAUUGGCACCCCGUAUCUGUGCAAACACUGUCACUGCCAACGCUACCACCAGCAGACAAUUGACAUCCCAAGAUGUUUUUAAACGCGAAGAUAAAUACGGUGCUCACAAUUAUCACCCCCUACCAGUGGCCUUAACAAAAGCCGAGGGCGUUUUCGUUUGGGAUGUUGAGGGCAAACGUUAUUAUGAUUAUUUAAGUGCUUAUUCGGCUGUCAAUCAAGGCCAUGGUCAUCCCAAAAUCGUCAAAGCUCUGGUGGAACAAGCCUCCAAAUUGGCCUUGACUUCACGUGCUUUCUACUCUGAUGUUUUGGGAGAAUACUCAGAAUACGUUACCAAACUGUUCAAAUACGAAAAAGUAUUGCCCAUGAACACUGGCGUUGAAGGUGGUGAAACCGCCUGCAAAUUGGCCAGAAAAUGGGCCUAUACCAAGAAGAACAUUCCCAAGAAUCAAGCUAAGAUCGUCUUUGCCGAAAACAAUUUCUGGGGCAGAACUUUAUCAGCUGUAUCAGCUUCUACCGAUCCCAGCAGUUUUGAAGGUUUUGGACCAUUUAUGCCUGGUUUUGAAAUCAUCAAGUACAAUGACACCCAAGAAUUGGAGAAAGCUUUGCAAGAUCCCAAUGUCUGUGCCUUCAUGGUGGAACCCAUUCAAGGUGAAGCUGGUGUUGUAGUACCCGAUGAGGGUUAUUUGAAGAAGGUACGUGAGCUUUGCACCAAAUACAAUGUUUUGUGGAUUGCCGAUGAGGUGCAAACCGGUUUGGCUCGUACUGGCCGCAUGUUGGCUGUCGAUCAUGAAGAAGUCCAGCCCGAUAUUUUGAUUUUGGGCAAAGCUUUGUCCGGUGGCAUGUAUCCCGUGUCCGCUGUUUUGUGCAAUGAUGACAUUAUGCUGUGCAUUAAGCCCGGAGAGCAUGGUUCCACUUAUGGUGGCAAUCCUUUGGGUUGCAAAGUAGCCAUGGCUGCUUUAGAGGUUUUGCAAGAAGAAAAGUUGGCUGAGAAUGCUGAUAAAAUGGGUGCUCUCUUAAGAAAGGAAUUGUCUUCAUUGCCCAAGGAAAUAGUGUCCAUUGUCAGAGGCAAAGGUCUUUUGAAUGCCAUAGUCAUUAACUCAAAACAUGAUGCCUGGGAUGUUUGCUUGAAAUUGAAGGAUAACGGUUUGUUGGCCAAACCCACUCACGGUGACAUUAUUCGUUUUGCCCCUCCUUUGGUCAUCAAUGAAGCCCAAAUGAUGGAAAGUGUUGAUAUUAUCAAGAAAACCAUUUUGUCUAUGUAAACUCUGACUGAAAUCUUCUUUUUGUACCAAAAGCAUUUAAAAAACAAAACAAACAAAUAGAAAUUUAAGUUAAAACUCCAAAACAUAA
Messenger RNA from Calliphora vicina (urban bluebottle blowfly), 1531 nucleotides. It is a transcript of the gene Oat, whose product is annotated as Ornithine aminotransferase precursor. NCBI's taxonomy places the organism in Eukaryota, Metazoa, Arthropoda, Insecta, Diptera, Calliphoridae. Gene Ontology annotation, cellular component: cytoplasm. Gene Ontology annotation, molecular function: L-ornithine transaminase activity; pyridoxal phosphate binding; identical protein binding. The transcript has 6 exons. The record is from RefSeq and is a predicted model, not a curated record. The coding region runs from base 160 to 1443 and encodes 427 amino acids.